AGGUGUGGCACUUGGAAACAGGUAGACUGUUGUUACAAGGCGCCGUUUGGAGACAUCACAGACGGUGUGUAAACGGCCGUGCAGUAACUGGGAGGAAGGAGGGCAGCAUCUCAGUUUUGUUUGCGCCGAGGAAGGAAGUUUCUUUGCAGGAAAAAGCAAUGAAAGGGCUAUAAUUAUCUCCGACCACUUUUCUGUUUUUUUUCCCUUCCCAGUCUCACGGGGACGGUCGGUUUGAAGAGGAAAGGAUCCGCGGGUCGCCUGAAAACAUGGAGGAUUAGUUGGUCGUAGAAGCAGUUAUUGUACCGUAUUUUUUAACUCCAGCACAAUCUGUGAACUUGUGCCCUUUUCAACUCGCGCAUUAAGUUGUUUGAAUGAGUUUAGUGGGAUUGAUAUUUAUGAGCUGGGACCGCCUGGAGCCAUCCGCACUCUUCCUAUCGAAGGUUUAGGACUGCAGCAGUGAUGGAGGACAUCGACGUGGAGCAGCAGGAGCCCUUUCCUGUGGACAGAGAUGGGAGGCAGUUCAAGGAUGGAGCGGACCAGCCGGACGGCGGCAGGAAGCUGGGAUGUUGUGAGAAGUUCCAGAGGGCCGUCUCGAGAUGGAUGCUUCCAGAAGACUCCCGCAGCACGUACCUGGAACGUGCCAACUGCUGCCCACCCCCCAUCUUCAUCAUCCUCAUCAGUAUCGCAGAGUUGGCAGUGUUUAUCUACUACGCCGUGUGGAAGCCUCAGAAGCAGUGGGUGACCCUGGAGGAAGGCAUCUGGAAAAGCCCUCUGACAUACAGGCCGGAGCACAGAGAGGAAGCAUGGCGCUUUAUCUCCUACAUGUUUGUCCAUGCUGGAGUGGAGCACAUAUUGGGUAACCUACUGAUGCAGUUGCUGCUGGGAAUCCCAUUGGAACUGGUCCACAAAGGAUUUGAAGUGGGAAUGGUUUACCUCGCCGGCGUCCUCGCAGGCUCUUUGGCCAGCUCCAUCUUUGAUCCUCUCAGUGCCUUGGUGGGAGCCUCUGGGGGUGUUUAUGCCCUCAUUGGAGGCUAUUUCAUGAACGCAGUGGUGAAUUUCAGAGAGAUGAUCCCUCUCCUUGGAGUGUUUCGUAUCCUCGCCAUAGUGUUAAUCGUUGGUACAGAUUUUGGAUUUGCCUUCUACAGAAGAUUUGCCCAUCAUGAGGAGGGUUUAAAGGUCUCCUUUGUGGCCCAUUUUGGAGGAAUUGUGGCUGGUAUGACCAUCGGCUACGUCUUCUUCAGUGCCUACAACAAGAAGCUGCUCAAAGACCCACGUUUCUGGCUUUGUAUAGUGGGCUAUGUAGUGUUUGUGCUUUUUGCUGUACUCUACAACAUCUUCCUUUCUCCAGCCACAUAGGACCACAAAGCUGCAAUCACCUGUUUAUUGUUUCUCCAAAGUCCUUUUGCCACUCAGGAAGCUGACAUGUUACAGAGAAAAGUUGCUUUUUGGGACUUUGUGAAUUCUGUACACCUUGUUUGUUUUUAUUUUUUUAUCAAUCAGAUUUUGCUCUUUUUAGAUUAAAAUUUGAGUUGAAGUGGAGAGGUGCCUCCUGCUGUUUUAGUCUGGCAUUGCAGACGUUUUCACAAGAUCGAGAAUAUGCCUAAUUUUAAAUGCAGUGACUCACUUAUAUUUGUCUUAAUCAAGAUAUUUGCUGUUGCCUUGUUUGCUUUGUAUUCAGCUAUUUUACUUUCAGGAUAUUACAGACUAACACUAGUCCUGGAUAGGAAAUGAUGUUCCGAUUGUUUAACAGAAAUAGCUCCUGUUUAAAGCUUUCACAUAAUUUAACUGUGGUGAAAUCUGUCACCACAAUAAAAUGACACACGAUUGAUGAAAACAUUUUAUUAUCCUGUGGCAUAUCACAUUUUUUUUCAGACAUAUUUUUUGUAUUACGAGACGUUUACAAAGUAGUGUCGAGGAAAAAAAGGGAAAAAUGUCAUUUGUGUCGGUGUUCUUUCGAUCUUUCUUCCCUUCUUUUCGCUACUUUUCUUGACUAUUUGCUGUUUACGUCAGAUCUUGUUAACAGGACAUGAUUAACACUGCGCAGAGACGUAAAACAGCUCUGGACACACCAUCUGGAACCUAUUGCUCCUUAUUAUGGACAGCGGUUGAUAUUAAAAUAUUCCUUCUUAACUGUGUAAUAAUUGUUCGAUAUAAAGUGUUCAGUGUAAGUUAUAAUUCAAAGAGUACAUUUUCUGUUGUGAAACACUAUAUAGGAAAACUGUUUCAUGUUAAAUUUUUAAAUGUUUUUUAUGGCAAGGGGCAUUAGAGGGCUACAGAUUCAGAAACAGAUCUUAUUUGAUCUUUAUUCAGAUUUAUCUAAAUUUAUCUAGAUUGAUGCCGAAACUAUGAUCACUGAUUACACAGAGACCUUCUAUAUUUGGUUUUACAUUUCCACAGAAAAUAUGUUUUAAUAAAUUUUGAUUCUUUUUUUA
Molecule: messenger RNA, 2432 nt
Organism: Acanthochromis polyacanthus (spiny chromis)
Lineage: Eukaryota; Metazoa; Chordata; Actinopteri; Pomacentridae
Gene: rhbdl2
Product: rhomboid, veinlet-like 2 (Drosophila)
Exons: 8
Coding region: 460-1356 (298 amino acids)
Cellular component (GO): membrane
Molecular function (GO): serine-type endopeptidase activity
Source: RefSeq, a predicted model, not a curated record